UGCCCGUAAGCAUGAGAAAAAAGAAACAGAACCCGACCGAACGGGCAUCUCUCUCCUCUCCACGAUCCACAUCCCCCCGUCGCGGUUUCCCCUUUCUCAAACCCUAGCGGCGGCGGCGGCGGCUGAGAACUUGCUAGCGGCGGCGGCGGAGAUUCGGCGUUAUGGAAGGUGGCGGUGCUGAGGAUGGAGAAGGUGCUGCGGAGGAUGGCCAGUGCGCGGCUGCGGAGGGGUCGGACCUUGGCGCUCCUGCGGAUCCAGCGACGGUGAGCCUUGGCGACGGCGGGGCUGCGGAGGGGUCGGGCCAGCGCGCGGCUACGGCUUCGGAGGGGCCGGGUCAGCGCACGUCUUUGGCAAGAUGUGGUGUCUCGGCUGCAGCAAUCACGGGCCAGGGCGGGGCAUGGGCUGAGGGCUCGACCGCCGGCGUGGCUGGAGGCUCAGGCCAUGGCACGGCUGGGUCGGGCUCGGCAGCAGCUGGAGGCUCAGGCCAUGGCACGGCUGGGUCAGGCCAGGGUGCAGCUCGGUUGGCCUCUGCUACAUGGGCGUGUCCAGAUGGGAUGGAUCCAAAUUCAAGUUAUUUGAUAAAAAUCGAAUUGUUUGGCAAUAAAAAAAAGCUCGAAAAGACAUCCGAUGUUUCUGUUUUGAGAAGAUCGUUGAUUGUGACUUGACAAACUAUAAGGAUUUCGUUGAAUCAA
Aegilops tauschii subsp. strangulata is the source of this 692-nucleotide messenger RNA. Lineage: Eukaryota; Viridiplantae; Streptophyta; Magnoliopsida; Poales; Poaceae. The record is from RefSeq and is a predicted model, not a curated record.